CGCAUGCGUAGUGGGCGGCCCCGUCUCCUCACGCCGGAGGAGUCUAGAAGCACAGGGAACGGAACGGGGCGGCGGCGGCGGCGGGCAGGGCAGAUGGAGCCUAUGGGGUCGCAGCAGCAGCCGGGUUCCGCAGGGCGGAAGAGGCUCCCCAACCGCGAGAGGCCCGCUGCCGAGGACGAUGCCCUCAACCAGAUCGCUCGCGAGGCUGAAGCAAGACUGGCAGCAAAGCGUGCGGCACGAGCUGAAGCACGAGAAAUCCGGAUGAAGGAACUUGAGAGGCAACAAAAGGAAAUCUAUCAAGUUCAAAAGAAAUAUUAUGGUCUGGACACAAAGUUUGGUGACAUCGAGCAGUGGAUGGAAGACAGUGAGCGUUACACCCGUAAAUCCAGAAGAAAUGCCUCGGCUUCGGAUGAAGAUGAGCGUAUGUCCGUGGGUAGCCGUGGAAGCCUCAGGGCUUCCUGCUACUCUGACCUUAGUCUUCAUAGCACUGGUUUUCCUUCCAAAUCCCAACCUUCUUCCCAAAAUGGAAAUCGGCCCUCCUUGUUGUAUAGCGAUGCUCUGCCUGCCAGAAGCUACAGGGCAUCUCUGUAUGAUGAGAACUUUAACACUGGGACUCGUCGGUAUAGUGCUUCUAGUUCACGUCCUCCUUCGGAGUACAGUUGCUACCUUGGCUCAGGAUCCCGGGCUUCUUCUAGAGCUAGUUCUGCUCGUGCAAGUCCUGUGGUUGAAGAAAGGCCAGAAAAGGACUUCGAGAAGAUUCCAGAAUCCAAGGAUUUAGACAGUGUAUUCCCACAUCUUUUGCAGCAAGAAGCAGCUCAGGGAGUUCGUACUGCGUCAAGUUUGUCAGCAGCUACACUGGCCUCUCUAGGUGGAACCUCUUCUCGGCGAGGGAGCGGAGAUACCUCAAUUUCGGUUGAUACUGAAGCAUCUAUCAGAGAAAUUAAGGAUAUCAAUGAGUUAAAGGACCAGAUUCAGGAUGUAGAAGGAAAAUACAAGCAGGAAUUAAAGGAAAUGAAGGACUCUCUAGCUGAAGUUGAAGAGAAAUAUAAGAAGGCUAUGGUAUCAAAUGCUCAAUUAGAUAAUGAAAAAACCAAUUUCAUGUAUCAAGUAGACAACCUGAAAGAUGCAUUGUUUGAAUUAGAGGAAGAACUUGCAGAAUCCAAGAGGGAGUAUGAUGAAAAAAGCAAAGAAUUUGAGAGGGAAAAACAUGCCCACAACACAUUGAAGUUCCAGUUCGUGGAAGUCAAAGAAGCUCUGAAACAAAGAGAAGAAUUACUUGCAGAAAUCCGACAGCUACAACAGAAACAAGAGGGCUAUGUCAGGGAAAUCUCUGACCUUCAAGAGACAAUAGAAUGGAAAGAAAAAAAGAUAGGGGCAUUAGAGAGGCAGAAAGAGUUCUUUGAUUCCAUAAGAUGUGAGCGAGAUGAUCUUAGAGAGGAGGUGGUUCUGCUGAAGGAACAAUUGAAGCAAUAUGGAAUAAUCCCCAAUUUAGAGGUAGCUACCAAUGGAGAAACCUCUGGUGGCCUUCAUAAUGAUGGACUAUCGAGUUCUUCCAAGAUGGUCUCAGGCACAAGUCACAUCCCAGGGGGACCUGAGGAUGGCAUGCUUGGCAAAGCCAAUGAAGUGGAAAUGAAAAAUGAGAUUGUGGAGAAUGUGGGGAAAAGAGAAAUCUUGCAGAAUACUGAGCAUGAGGAACACACAGAGGAGACUAAGGAGCAGGAAAUUGUACAGGAGUGUUCGGAGAUAAAGACGUUGCAUGCAGAUGAAAAUGCGGAGGCAGAAAAAAUCACUGAAGGCAAAGUUGCGUCAACUUUGGUAUUAAAUAGUGGGCUUGAGGAGCCACCUAAAAGUCACACAGAGCAUGUCCCAGGAAUUGUUUGUUCCCCUAAAAACAGUGAUGUAGUUGAAUUUUGCAUAGAAGGAAGGUCAGUUGGUGAUACUUCAGAAGAGAAAGAGUUGAAUGAAAACGAUGUAAAUAAAGUUAGUAACCAAAGUAAAGAAACAUCUCCAGGUAUUGAGGUUGGUGAAGCAAUAUCUACAGGUUUAGAAAUGCUUCCCCAAAAGCAAAAUAAUGAAAAACAAGCAGUUAUUGUAGUUGAUGUGGGAGAGGACAAUCAUAAUGAAAUAUUUCAGGAUGCUUUAGAUUUUGUGAAUGACAGCCAAACAGCAGCUUCCAGUGAUUCAGAAACACCAGACUUGAUAAGUGAUAUGCUUUCAAAAACACCAGCUAUUCAUUCUGAUAUUGAACAGUCAGAAAACAAAAUUAUUGAGGGUGAUUUGCUUAUCAAAGAGCAAGGUAUUACAAUAACUACUAAAGAAAAGCAGGAUGAUAGAACUGAUGAAGAUGAUAAGAAGGAAAAUGUAGUUCAACAGCAAAGUGACAAAGCAGAUUCUACAGUCGAGCAUACAGAAGCAGCCUGGGCUAGGGAAGAGACACCAGAUGACAUUACAGAAGAGCAAGGUAUUACAAUAACUACUAAAGAAAAGCAGGAUGGUGGAACUGAUGAAGAUGAUAAGAAGGAAAAUGUAGUUCAACAGCAAAGUGACAAAGCAGGUUCUACAGUCGAGCAUACAGAAGCAGCCUGGGCUAGGGAACAGACACCAGAUGACCUUACAGAAGAGCAAGGUAUUACAAUAACUACUAAAGAAAAGCAGGAUGGUGGAACUGAUGAAGAUGAUAAGAAGGAAAAUGUAGUUCAACAGCAAAGUGACAAAGCAGAUUCUACAGCCGAACAUACAGAAGCAGCCUGGGCUAGGGAACAGACACCAGAUGACCUUACAGAAGAACAAAUACAAGUGGAAGAAACUCAGACCUCAUAUUCUAACCAUGAUUCAUCCACAGAAGAGGAAGAUAUUGAGCAACAGCUCAAAGCAAGUGAAGAUAAUCAUGGGGAAAGCCUUGCUAAAGGGACUGAACAAAGAGAAACUGUGUUAAGAACUCAAGAGGAAAAUGCAGUUCCUGAAAAAAAUGAUAAGCAAAUCAGCAUGACAGACAUCAACCCAGAAAACAUUGUUGUAGAUGGCAUAGAGCAGAAUGAGUGCCAGACCCAUGAGAGAAAGCAGGUAGAUCUCAAGAAUGAUUCUAGGAAAGAGAGUGAGCUAAAACCUGAAAUCAUAAAUGAUGAAAAAACUCUGGUUGAGACCCCAUAUAAAAGUGAAGAUGCUGCUGCUGAUAGUCAAGAUAAUCCAACAUUUAAAGAAGAACCAAGAGCUUUAGAGUUUGUGAAUGACAGCCAAGCAGCAGUUUCCAGUGAUUCAGAAACACCAUUCUUGGUAGGUGAUAUGCUUUCAAAAACAUCAGCUAUUCAUUCUGAUAUUGAACAGUCAGAAAACAAAAUUAUUGAGGGUGAUUUGCUUAUCAAAGAGCAAGGUAUUACAAUAACCAAUGAAGAAAAGCAGGAUGGUGGAACUGAUGAAGAGGAUAAGAAGGAAAAUGUAGUUCGACAGCAAAGAGACAAAGCAGAUUCUACAGUCGAGCAUACAGAAUCAUCCUGGGCUAGGGAACAGACACCAGAUGACCUUACGGAGGAACAAAUACAAGUGGAAGAAACUCGGACCUCGUCUUCUAGCCAUGAUUCAUCCACAGAAGAGGAAGAUGCUGAGCAGCAGCUCAAAGCAAGUGAAGAUAAUCAUGGGGAAAGCCUUGCUAAAGGGACUGAACAAAGAGAAACUCUGUUAAGAACUCAAGAGGAAAAUGCAAUUUCUGAAAAAAAUGAUAAGCAAAUCAGCAUGACAGACAUCCACCCAGAAAACAUUGUAGAUGGCAUAGAGCAGAAUGAAUGCCAGACCCCUGAGAGAAAACAGUUAGAUCUCAAGGAUGAUUCUAGGAAAGCUUGUCAAGAAAGCCAAUCGGACCCCCAGGUAGGUAGAAUAGGUAAAGGUAAAUCUCGUGACGAUUGUGUCAUAUCGUAACCUCAAAGGUCAGUUAUCAUUGCAUAUUUCUCAAAGCUGUCCAAUAUGUUACAGAGCAAACAGGCACUUUUUUUUUACAAAAGAUUGAAGACAACAUUGCCUAAAUUUUUGGUUUAUAGAAAAGGAAGAGUUUCACAAUGACCAAUUUUUAGACAAUGACUCUGUCAAUAAUGAAUGCAUAAGAAGGUUUUUGUACUUUUUAGGUUUACUCACUGCUGAUGACAAUUAAACUAAGUCAUUAAUAAUACUAAUUUCUAAUGAAGUGCUUUUUCAUAUGCCAUCAAGCUGAUAAUAUAAUAUUUGAUCUUAUCGGUAUUUUAAUGGCAGGCAGGAUUUGAUGGUUUUUAGGAACUGAUAACCUGGAGGACAUAUGCUUGCUUGACAGUGGUCAGACACUUUUAUAUUUCAUUCCAUUUUUAUAAAGCACUGUAGCUUCAACAGCCUUUGAAAAUGUAUUGUCGAAGGUUCUUGUGGGUUUUUUCGGGCUA
Messenger RNA from Anolis sagrei ordinatus, 4400 nucleotides. RefSeq names its product LRR binding FLII interacting protein 1 (gene LRRFIP1). Gene Ontology annotation, molecular function: DNA-binding transcription factor activity, RNA polymerase II-specific; RNA polymerase II cis-regulatory region sequence-specific DNA binding. The record is from RefSeq and is a predicted model, not a curated record. NCBI's taxonomy places the organism in Eukaryota, Metazoa, Chordata, Lepidosauria, Squamata, Anolidae. Gene Ontology annotation, biological process: regulation of transcription by RNA polymerase II.